UGGUCAGUAAUCCAGAAUCUGUCCUCAGACCUGUUCCAGAGUCUCAGGAGCGCGGUGGAGGAUGCCAGCCUUAACAAGAACCUGAGGCAGGGCACGGCCCUCCUCCCCAGACAAGGCCUCCAGGUGUCCUCGUCCUUCCUGGACCUGGUUCAGACCAAGUAUGGAGGGAACGCUCAGAGUCUGGCCUACACGUCACCAUUGGAAGCGGCCAGCACCAUCAACCUGUUGGCUCAGGAAUGGACCGGAGACACCGUCAGGGAGCUGGUGACCGACUUGGACCCCCAGACCCAGCUGCUGAUUGCCACUGCUGCUGCUUACCAGGUUACGUUCAGUCCGUCCUUUAACGAGUCCCUCACCCAGGACGAGCGGUUCUACGUGAACAAGUACCGCGUGGUGAUGGUUCCCAUGAUGUUCCGGGCAGAUAAGUUCUUCCUGGCCUACGACCUCGGGCUGAAGGCUGGCAUCCUGAAGCUGCCGAUGGCCGGCGGGGCGGCCAUGUUGGUGGUCCUGCCCGAUGAAGACGUGGACAUCACUUCAGUGGAGGAGGCAGUGACCGGAGACCAGAUCCAGACCUGGAUCAGACAGCUGAAGAAGACGAAGUUGGAGGUGCAGCUUCCUCGCUUCCUGUUGGAACGCUCUUACUCUCUGCGUGACGUCCUGCAGACUCUCAACAUCACUCAGGUGUUCCAGGAGGAGGCCGACCUGAGCAACAUGGGGGAGGGCGAAGCUGUGAAACUCACCCAGGUGAGUCUCUGGGGGGAGGGCGAAGCUGUGAAACUCACACAG
This is a messenger RNA of Notothenia coriiceps (black rockcod), 786 nucleotides long. Its product is annotated as protein Z-dependent protease inhibitor-like. The record is from RefSeq and is a predicted model, not a curated record. The transcript is spliced from 3 exons. The annotation marks the transcript as partial. Lineage: Eukaryota; Metazoa; Chordata; Actinopteri; Perciformes; Nototheniidae. Gene Ontology annotation, molecular function: serine-type endopeptidase inhibitor activity.